UCGAUACAUAUCAUGAUGACCAUUAUGUUUUAAAGGUUUUUACCAUUGUUUUUACACUGUAUUUUGUAUAGUACGUGUGAUCAUCUGUGAUUCUAGUUCUUCUUUCUGUUAAGUUCAUCUUAUUUAAAUUAACGUUUACUUGCUUAUUGACACGAUUUGACUAAUUUUAGUCUGGCAACCUGAAUACUUUUUUUAAAGGCAGCCGUAGUAAAUGAUUGUCAGUUUUUGCGCUUACUAUAAUAUCGAUGGUUUUGUGGAAUACUCAUGUUUAAGUUUUAGCUAGUUAUAAACGGCGUGAAUGCUUCUAAAAACAGCAUUUUAACUGAGUGGCUAACAAACUAAGAAACAUACUUACACAGAUUUACAGACAAGCGUGAGUCCCGCUAUAGCACCUCUAGUAUUUUUAGACUGAUGAGUUUGACUGAGGCCUUGAGAUGCAUUUGUUACUGGUUGCUUGCAUUUGUUCAGACGACACCAUGUUGUUCUUGGGAGAGGGCUUGGGUGCAAGGUACAUGUUACUGCAGCGUGGUAUCAUAAAGCGUUCAGGUGGGGGGAAAACGACUUCCAGUCCUGCAGAGAAUUACUGCCUAGCUCGAAGACGGACCUUGCAGGUGGUGAUCAGCUCGCUGUUGACAGAGUGUGGCUUCGAAAGCGCUGAAAAGGCAGCGAUGGAGUCACUCACGGAAAUGAUCCAGAGCUACAUCUCUGAAGUGGGCCGGUCCGCCAAAGCGUACUGCGAGCACACGGCGCGGAGCACGCCAACGCUGUCCGACGUAGUGGUCACGCUCGUGGAGAUGGGUUUUAGUGUGGAUGCUUUACCCAUUUAUGCCAAAAGGUCACAGAGGAUGGUUAUCACAGCACCUCCCGUGACGAAUGCCCCCGUGGUGCCCAAGGCCCUGGUGGCGGGACAGAAGCGGCAGCACCCUUCCCACAUCCCCUGCUACUUCCCAGAGUUCCCAGACCCCCACACCUACAUCAAAACCCCGACGUUUCGGGAGCCGGUGUCUGACUACCAGGUGGUGCGAGAGAAGGCGGCCUCGCAGCGGAGGGAUGUGGAACGCGCGCUCACCCGCUUCAUGGCCAAGACGGGCGAGACGCAGAGCCUCUUCAAAGAUGACAUCACUGCCUUUCCAUUGAUUGCGGCGCGACCGAGUUCCAUCCCCUACCUGAACGCCCUUCUGCCGUCUGAGCUGGAGCUGCAGACGCUGGAGGAGACGGAUUCAUCAGAGCAGGAUGAUCAGACUGACAACGAAAACACCCCUGGCAACAUUAUUAACGAUGAAUCUGGAGCUGAUAAGGAGAACUCGGUACUGCCACCUGGUGGAGUGGUGCCUGCAGUGAAGGCCAGCGAGGAGAAUAUGAUUGACAACCCAUAUCUGAGGCCAGUCAAGAAGCCCAAAGUGAGGAGGAAGAAGUGAGAGCUGAGGGUGGCAGAUGGACUCACGCAGUGAGAAAGGAGGGCCGCAUGGAGCGUCGCUCUCAGUGACACUCACUCUCUUGCCACGACAGUGUUUCCACAAGGGGCAAACUUUCAGUGCGAUAUAGAGUGAGGUUCCUGUCAUCAGCAGCCAGCUUUGUGUGUGUGGUGGGAACUGCAGCUGUUCAGAUGUAUAUUUUUUAUUGGACAAAUAAUUCUGUUCCUUCAAAUGUAAACCAUCCAGACUAUUGUCUCUUUUGUCCAUUGCAAAUUUAUACAAUUAGGGAAUAAAUUUAAUUUUGCGGGUUUAUUUUUAUACACUUUCCCUUGAAAUAAGCCUCUCAUGCAUUGCUCCUUUUAGUUCUCCGCAGGAGAGUUAAAUGUAUUCAUUUUUAAAAAUCAAAAUUGCUGACCAACACAAAUGAUGCAGAUCUAAAAGCAGUUUUUACAUUCUCUGUAAGGAAGAGCUGUCUUUUCCAGUUACAGGCCAAAUGAGAGGCUUUCUGAUCUACCUGUAUAUAUGUGUUCUAGGGCGUUAAGUCUGCAAUUUUGUAAUAAUUUAAACUGAUCUGAACUGAGUUUUGGCUUUAACAUGGCUGCCAAAAUGGUUCCUAAGUAUUUUAAUAAAAUGUUCACUACUGCCAAAUGCA
Molecule: messenger RNA, 2067 nt
Organism: Paramormyrops kingsleyae
Lineage: Eukaryota; Metazoa; Chordata; Actinopteri; Osteoglossiformes; Mormyridae
Gene: taf8
Product: TAF8 RNA polymerase II, TATA box binding protein (TBP)-associated factor
Biological process (GO): transcription initiation at RNA polymerase II promoter
Cellular component (GO): transcription factor TFIID complex
Molecular function (GO): protein heterodimerization activity
Source: RefSeq, a predicted model, not a curated record